This is a messenger RNA of Penicillium waksmanii, 1200 nucleotides long. RefSeq lists its product as uncharacterized. The coding region runs from base 1 to 1200 and encodes 399 amino acids. The record is from RefSeq and is a predicted model, not a curated record. NCBI's taxonomy places the organism in Eukaryota, Fungi, Ascomycota, Eurotiomycetes, Eurotiales, Aspergillaceae. Gene Ontology annotation, molecular function: DNA-binding transcription factor activity; transcription cis-regulatory region binding. The transcript has 3 exons. Gene Ontology annotation, biological process: positive regulation of transcription by RNA polymerase II. Gene Ontology annotation, cellular component: nucleus.
AUGGUUCGUAACUCGAUCAUCCGCAGAAUUCUGUCCUCAGAGGACGAAUAUUCCGACCUUUACGACCUCCUUCUGCGAUUGUCUCUGUGCGACGAGUCCUUACCUUCCCUCGCUGUCCGCCACUCCAUCACCUCCUUAUCAACCCUACAUACACACGGCCUCGCAGCAGCAAGAAUUACCCAAGGCAAAGCAAUCUGCGCCAUCCGGCACACAAUCGCCAGUGGUCUGAACCGUCCAAAUGCGAUACUGCAAGUCAUCGCUGCUAGUCUUCUGAUGCUAUUACACGAGAUUUAUAGCCGCGAACCGUCCCCUACAGCCUGGACCGGUUUCUUAUGUGGGUCUGAGCAGCUCGCGAAACUGAUCUAUGAAUACGACGAAACGUAUGAAGGAGACUUUGCCCUGAUCCUUGACUGGUUAUUCUAUCACCAUGUCAUGUACAAAUUUACUAUUCGACAUUGGGCGCGACGGAAAGAGGAGCAGUUCAAACUAGCCGAAGAACCGGCGAUGAUAUCCAAAGCAAUGUUCUCUCCUAUGCGCAAUAUCGUACAUUUCCCGCCUUAUGAGAACAAUAAGUCGAUUGCUGAUUAUGUCCAGAUUCUUCCUACCCUCGGCUGCUCGCUUGAACUCCUCGAUUUGCUCACCUCAGUCAUCGACGUAAUUAUCGACAAGCGCGACCCUGAAUAUCUUUCGGAAAAACAUCGGCAAGCCAUCCGAGCCCUCGACAACAGACUAUGCACCAUUCGCCAAACUGAGAGAAUAAGACUCAGCCACCCUCCUAGUGAUGGACAAUCAAACGAAAAUCAUGAAAGAGACACAGCAAACCUCUUCCGCUUGGCAAUCAGGGUGUACCUCGAACGAGUCGGAAACCGAUGCCGAUCUUCCACAAACCCGGAGAAACUAAACGAACUAGCCGGUCAAGCAUUUAGGCUUAUCUCGGCUCUCGGACGCGUGAAUCAGCGAUUCCCGAUUUUUGUUGUGGCGUUGGAGGCUCGAACAGAUGAACAACGGGCACUGAUUCUCCGGGCUUUGGCGAAUACGGAGGAACGACGCGUCCCUAAUGAAUUGUCGUCUAUUCGGGCGAUGGUUCAAUCGGCGUGGGUAAAGAUGGAUCUUUCUUUGGACUCAAAUCUGGGGCUUGAUUCACUGGGGCUGUAUAACGAUGUUAUCGGAUGGAAUGUGGUCCCUCCUGCAUUUACUUAG